AUGGGUAAGCCACUCAGCAGGCCAGACUGUUUAAGGCAGAACCCCACCUGCCUGGGGAAAGGAGAGGAAGAGGAUGGCUAUAUAGAGGAUUGUUAUGUUCCACAACGAUCUAUAUAUGAUACAAUGAGGAUAAAUGAACAAAUUGACCAGGGGUCAAAGCUUAAUCAGACUUCGAAAAGCACCAUGGAAAAGAUGGAAGGAAGUACUAUAUCCAGCAAUGGUACAUUAGGAGCAGCAUCUAAUGUUUUUGAAUCUAGAGCACCAGAAGGCAAAAAGCUGGAUGAGAGAAUAAUAUUUGAUGCACUAAAGUUAAGCAGUGAUGUACAGAAGUCAGCACCUGUUCCACCCAGAAGGCGACCAAAUGCAGAACGCAAAGAUAAUGUUAACAGGAGAUCGUGGAAGUCCUUCAUGCCACCCAAUUUCCCAGAAUUUGCAGAAAGUAUGGAAGCCUCUCUCAGUGAGGUUUCAGAAGCUGGUGCUUCAAAUCCUUCCUUGCAAGAGAAGAAGGAAUCCAGUUCUGCACUGACAGAAAGUUCUGGUCAUUUGGACCACAGGGAACCUCAGUCAGAGUCCGUGACUCUGGAACAUGUGUCCAAAUCCAUGGAUAUUCCAGAAGUGCAGGAUAUGAAAAACUUAAGUGGAGAGUGCCAAGACUUCAGAUUGCAGCCGCACAGUGAGCACUCUCCCCGUGAAUUCCAGCCUCUAGAAUCAGAAGCUGCAGCAACAAGUGGUAACACAGAUGUAAUGCAGGAACACAGAUUCUCAAGUGCAACCUGGCCCAGAGCCAUGAAAAGUUUAGCUAAGGGAGGCUUCAGCGAGAAGCAGCACCCCCUUGGGGAUACAGCUUGCACUGUGGAAAUGCCACCUCUCUCCCCUUGCCUGAGUGAAGAGCUGUUGGAUCCAGAAUUGCAUAUUCUCAUAACUCCCAGCCUGAGAGAGAAAACAGAGUCUGAGCUAAAGUUUGAGGAGGAUGAACGAUGGAUUAUGAUGGAGGCUGAGGAAGAGUGGGAGGAAGAGAAACUGUCAGAGAGAGCAAAGGCUUUUUUAAUGGCAGAUGAGAAAAAGAACAGCUUAGCAGACACUGUAGUGGUGGCAGAGGAUGGAGCCGAUUGCUCGGCUGCUGUCUUAAGGACUUUUGACCACCUAGCUCUUGGUCAGAUUUGUUGCUCUGAUGACCUACAGCCCGCAAAGAACCAUUUGGAUUCUGUUUUCCAGGAUACACCUCUUGAUUACAGUUGUGUUUUCACAGGUGAGAGUGCUAUAGGUGAGCUGACAAAUAGAACCGCUCAGGGGCUGGAGGGUUUUGUUUCUGAUUUAGAAUGUACUGUUGGUCUUAUUGAUUCAGAGCAGCUCUCUGACACAGAUUCAGUGCAGAUGUUUCUUGAACUUGAAAAGGAGUGUUUAUGUGAAGAAGGAGUAACUCCUCUAGUUGAGCUGGAGAAGCAAGCCUCUUCUGAAGGGCUGGCCCCAUCCCAGGAUGCAGAAAAUUCAGUUGUCAUUAGUCAUUUUCCAGGAGCUGACUUAGAAGAGGAACACAUAGGCCUUUUAAAUGUAAGGGUAAAAGACUCUGAUACUGGAUUGGAUUAUGAAUAUUUUAAUGCCCUGGAUUCUUCUCAGGUGCCUAAUGCUCUGGAACUUAUUGCCCACUCUGAUACCAUGGGAGACACUUCCACUGUUAGUGAGGAGGAGCAUGACAAAGUGCCUUCUAGCCCCAAGACUGCAGGGGAAUUUAAGUUCAGACACCCAGGAGAUCUGGUGUCACUGGGAAAGCUGGACCCAGGAGAAAUUCCCAACUCUGAUCACAGGGCUUCUCAUGAAGAAGACUUAUCAGCCUUUGUAGCUGAGCUGGCCAAAGAAAAUGGCAAUUUGUCCCAGGUAGACUGCAGUCACAUUGAGGGGAAUUUUGAGGAGUAUGUUGAGAGGGUCCCCCUCAGUUGUGCUUUUAGCUAUGAACUAACAGAUGUUACCUCAGUAUCUGAAGUAGAGGCAUUAUCGCAUGAUUCACAUUUACUAACAGAUGAGAUUCAUUUGGAAAGUGAAAAAGGAGCUAUUAAUCAAGAAAGUAACAAUCUGACUUCCUUGGGAAACAUGGACCCUUGUGAAUUGUCCAAGGAGGAAGUUUGGGAUGAAGACGGUGAGGUGCAAGAGCUGGGUUAUGAAACCAGGCUUUCAGGGGACCAAGCCCCAGCACAUUUUCAUAGAACCUUCCCAGAGCAGAUCUUCCAGGCUCUCCAGAGGAAGUGCACAGAGUCAGAUGGUCUGAAUCUGCCCCUCCUGGUUGGAGGACCGAGACCUAGCAGAGAUGGCUUGAAAACUAUGAAUGAGACAAAGCCCAAGCUGACUGUGGCAUCAUCAGAGAGAGGGGAGACAGAAAUGAGAGAUUCAGAUUCACUGCUAAAUAUCUUUCUAGAGGAACAAGUUACCAAGGCUAGUAGUACUGAACCAGCUUUGGAGGGAUGGACACCCAUCCCACAGAAGCCUAUUCCUGCUGCCUCACUGCCUGCUACAGAAGAUGGUGCCCUAAAUGCUGCAUUGCUUCUCCCAGAGGUGGACGUCCUAGCUGUUGCAGAGCCUGCCCCAGAGGCGGACACACCAGUUGUUUCAGUGGCCACCACAGAGGCACAUGUCCCAGUUGCUUCAGUGGCCACCAAAGACAAGGACAUCCUGGCUGCUCCCCCCGCUGUUGCAGUGGCUACCAUGAGGGAUGACAUUCUAGAGGGAUCUGCCACCCCAGCUUUUGCAGUGCCUGCUCCAGAGGAGUCUGUUAACCCAGCUGAUAGAGUGCCCACCCCGGAGGAGCCUGCCAUCCCAGCUGAUAGAGUGCCCAACCCGGAGGAGCCUGCCGCCCCAGCUGAUGGAGUGCCCAUCUCUGAGGAGCCUGCUGCCCCAGCUGUUAGAGUGCCCACCCCGGAGGAGCCUAUCGCUCCCUCUGCUGUAGCGCCCACCCUGGAGGAACCUGCAGCCCCAGCUGCUGCAGUGCCCACCCCAGAGGAGCCUGCCACUCCAGCUGAUAGAGCGCCCACCCUGGAGGGGUCUGCAGCCCCAGCUGAUAGAGCGCCCACCCCAGAGGAGCCUGCCACUCCAGCUGAUAGAGCGCCCACCCCGGAGGGGUCUGCAGCCCCGGCUGAUAGAGUGCCCACCCCGGAGGGGUCUGCAGCCCCGGCUGAUAGAGUGCCCACCCCGGAGGAGCCUGCCACUCCAGCUGAUAGAGCGCCCACCCCGGAGGGGUCUGCAGCCCCAGCUGAUAGAGCGCCCACUCCAGAGGGGUCUGCAGCCCCGGCUGAUAGAGUGCCCACCCCAGAGGGGUCUGCAGCCCUGGCUGAUAGAGCGCCCACCCCGGAGGGGUCUGCAGCCCCGGCUGAUAGAGCGCCCACCCCGGAGGGGUCUGCAGCCCCGGCUGAUAGAGUGCCCACCCUGGGGGAGCCUAAAGCCCCAGGUGAUAGAGUGCCCACCCCGGAGGGGUCUGCAGCCUCAGCUGAUAGAGUGCCCACCCCAGAGGAGCCUGCCACUCCAGCUGAUAGAGUGCCCACCCCGGAGGGGUCUGCAGCCUCAGCUGAUAGAGUGCCCACCCCAGGGGAGCCUGCCACUCCAGCUGAUAGAGCGCCCACCCCGGAGGGGUCUGCAGCCCCAGCUGAUAGAGUGCCCACCCCGGAGGGGUCUGCAGCCCCAGCUAAUAGAGUGCCCACCCCGGAGGAGCCUACAGCCCCAGCUGAUAGAGUGCCCACCCCGGAGGGGUCUGCAGCCCCGGCUGAUAGAGUGCCCACCCUGGAGGAGCCUACAGCCCCGGCUGAUAGAGUGCCCACCCCAGAGAUGUCUGCAGCCCUGGCUGAUAGAGUGCCCACCCUGGAGGGGUCUGCAGCCCCAGCUGCUGCACGGCCUGCUAUGGAGGAAAUGUUUCUUGCUGGUGCAGCCCUCCUGGGAGAUACUGCCCACACUGAUUCAGUGCCUAUCUCAGAAGAAGGAACUCCUAUUCUAGAAGAGACUUCCCCCACUAGAAUGUGGAUUAAGGGGGACCUUGAUUCCUCAGGAUUUGAAAUAAAAGAGGUGACUGGCACAGUGCUACAUGGGAAAGUGCCUCUGGCUACAACUGAUGAAUUAAAUUCAAAUGAGGUAAUUGUUGCUCAUUUCGUUGGGAAAGUAUCGGUGGAGUAA
Molecule: messenger RNA, 4152 nt
Organism: Hyaena hyaena (striped hyena)
Lineage: Eukaryota; Metazoa; Chordata; Mammalia; Carnivora; Hyaenidae
Product: KIAA0754 ortholog
Exons: 1
Coding region: 1-4152 (1383 amino acids)
Source: RefSeq, a predicted model, not a curated record